Molecule: messenger RNA, 576 nt
Organism: Astrephomene gubernaculifera
Lineage: Eukaryota; Viridiplantae; Chlorophyta; Chlorophyceae; Chlamydomonadales; Astrephomenaceae
Source: the annotation of a GenBank genome assembly
UAUCGUAACCUAUUUCUGUGUCAUACGGGUCCAAUAGCAUUUUGCGCCUACGUGUUUUUGCAAUUCACCAGCUGUAUAGCUCCUAUAGCAACAUGUCAACGCAAGCCCAACCACAGGAAGUAAUGGAAAUGUUGAAUACCCUAGAUGAGUGCGUCGCUGAAAUGCUGCCGCGACCCAACGAUCCCUCAUCUGGCGAGCGGGCUGCUGAUGCCGUGCGAACAUUUGCUGGCGCCGUUGGCAAGAUUGAAACCUUCCUAAAGCAGCUGCAGCAGCUGACGCCGCCACCGCAAGGGCCCCUCGCUGCCCAGGAACAAGAGCUAGCAAACCUGCAAGCGGAGCUCGAGGAGAAGGAUCGGCUGAUCGCCCACGCGCGAUCGCAGAUUGCUCGCUGGCAGGACGUCAUCCAGCAGCAAGAGCAGCUGCAAGAGAACACGCUGUUCGCUGGCCUCGGCAGCUGAGCUGUUAGCCCGCCGCCCACUGCACUGGCCAGCAGCUAAGAUGCGUGUUUACACAUAAACGAGUGACAAGGAGUAUUGUCUGCGAGCUUGCGGCUACAGGGGGUGAUGAAGGUCUGGA